Phasianus colchicus (ring-necked pheasant) is the source of this 2037-nucleotide messenger RNA. RefSeq names its product CCR4-NOT transcription complex subunit 7 (gene CNOT7). The record is from RefSeq and is a predicted model, not a curated record. Lineage: Eukaryota; Metazoa; Chordata; Aves; Galliformes; Phasianidae. Gene Ontology annotation, molecular function: nucleic acid binding; poly(A)-specific ribonuclease activity. Gene Ontology annotation, cellular component: CCR4-NOT complex.
GGCGCUGCGCUCUCUGCGUGUUGCGCGCCCACUCGCGGCUCCGGGGCGGCGGGGGCCGCGGGGGCCUCGCAGGACCUGGCCCGGCCCCCCCGCGGCCCAGCGUGUAAAAAAGAAAAGUAAGGUUCUCUUUAUGAAACUGAUCCUCGGUCAAGUGUAACUUUUGAUGUAUGGUCUCUAAAGCCCCCCACUAUGCCAGCAGCUACCGUAGACCAUAGCCAAAGAAUCUGUGAGGUCUGGGCUUGUAACUUGGAUGAAGAGAUGAAGAAAAUUCGUCAAGUUAUACGGAAGUAUAACUAUGUAGCUAUGGAUACAGAAUUUCCCGGAGUAGUUGCAAGGCCUAUUGGAGAAUUCAGAAGCAAUGCAGACUAUCAAUACCAAUUAUUACGCUGCAAUGUAGAUUUGCUAAAAAUAAUUCAACUAGGACUGACGUUUAUGAAUGAGCAAGGGGAAUACCCUCCAGGAACUUCAACUUGGCAAUUUAAUUUUAAAUUUAACUUAACAGAAGAUAUGUAUGCACAGGACUCUAUUGAACUGUUAACAACAUCUGGUAUCCAGUUUAAAAAGCAUGAGGAAGAAGGAAUUGAGACGCAGUACUUUGCAGAACUGCUUAUGACAUCAGGAGUUGUACUAUGUGAAGGAGUCAAGUGGCUUUCAUUUCACAGUGGAUAUGACUUUGGUUAUCUAAUAAAAAUCCUGACCAACUCUAAUUUACCGGAAGAAGAGCUGGACUUCUUUGAGAUACUGCGAUUGUUUUUCCCUGUCAUCUAUGAUGUAAAGUAUCUCAUGAAGAGUUGCAAAAAUCUGAAGGGUGGAUUGCAAGAAGUGGCUGAGCAGUUAGAGCUGGAAAGGAUAGGACCACAACAUCAGGCAGGAUCUGAUUCUUUACUCACAGGAAUGGCCUUUUUCAAAAUGAGAGAAAUGUUCUUUGAAGAUCACAUUGACGAUGCCAAAUACUGUGGCCACUUGUAUGGCCUUGGUUCGGGGUCAUCUUAUGUACAGAAUGGCACGGGAAAUGCUUAUGAAGAAGAAGCCAACAAGCAGUCAUGACAUGAAAUGAAAGGCCAUCUUUUUGAGCUCCAAAUGCUUGUACAUACGUUUUAUCUCUGGUUGAACCCCUUGGACAAUAAGGCUUUUCUCCCCCCUUUCUCAGCACACUUUCUUUUCUGCCUUUCUAUGUACUAAACCUGACUGUUCCUAUCACAGAUUUUGAUCUUAAUAUUGAUAUGUAGAAUUUUAUGGGUUACUUUUGGAGUCAUAACUAGCCCAUUUGUAAAGAAGCAUGUGUAGGAUCAGUGUGGCAGAGAGAAGGGGAAAGCUAAAUCAUAAUGAAUAGUAUGGUAAACUUACCUAUAUUGGUCUUUGGUCUUAGGUUUUUUGUCUCUUUCCCAUCCCUUCUCCAAAUUAACUCAUGCUGAUUGUAACUAACUUCCCCGUUCAUGUCUGUUCCUUCCAGUAUGCAGGCGUUUUAGCUAUUCAAGAUUGUGGACCAUCAAAUUUGCACUUUAGAGAGCGACUCUGACUCAAUCCUCUGUUUCAUUUGAAGUUGUUUUUUUCUUCUGCCCUUAGCUAGGAAACAAUAAUCUUCCAAGUUCAACAGCUUCACACUGUAUUUUUGUCAUCUUUUGAUAUUUCAAUCCAUAGAAUAUGACACUUGCUGCAUAACCUGCAUUCAUUCAAGCAAAACAAACUACUGAAACCAUAGUAACUGCUGUUGUUUUACUAAUGUUCUGCCAUCAGACACAUCCUGCACGUGCCAACUGCUUGUUGGCCUGCUGCUUUAGAUCCGCUCUGUGAGGAGGGAAAGAAGCUUGAGAAAGCAGCUUUACACCCUUCAGGAAAAGAACAGCUCUGACUUUACCAUCUUGCCAUUAAGCUGAGAUUUGAAGGCUAUUGGAAUAGUAGGAAUUUUGUAAUGGCCCACUUCCCUUGAUUAACUUUUAUUCUAGUGACGUAUACUCCAAAUAUUUUUUUAUGAAGUCAUAUUUAUUAUGUACUUGGUUUGACAAUUUUUGGAAGUCAGUUUAGUUCAAGAUAAAA